This is a messenger RNA of Helianthus annuus (common sunflower), 852 nucleotides long. Its product is annotated as protein phosphatase inhibitor 2-like. Bases 150 to 692 code for a protein of 180 amino acids. The record is from RefSeq and is a predicted model, not a curated record. NCBI's taxonomy places the organism in Eukaryota, Viridiplantae, Streptophyta, Magnoliopsida, Asterales, Asteraceae. Gene Ontology annotation, biological process: regulation of signal transduction. Gene Ontology annotation, molecular function: protein phosphatase inhibitor activity. The transcript has 5 exons.
UGAUGAACCACCCCUUUGAAAAAAACAUUAAAAGCAAUAUAAGGUCAAAACACAAAUCUCUCUCUGGAUUCUCAACGUACGAGCUUCAAACAUAUCUUCGCAACAGCAAGUUGGCUGAUCAACCGCUUCUGUAAUUCUUAGAUUUCAGAAUGUCUACAAUGGGAGAUGUGAGCAGUAGAUCUGUGAGAUGGGAUGAGGCAAAACUAUCAGAAAUCGAAGCCAAUAAACCUGUUAGGCAGAAAAUUACAGAACCAAAGACUCCUUUUCAUCGUAUGACUGAUGUUGAUGCUGAACUCAUGUGUGUAGGAUCUCUGUCUCCUGUACGGAGUCCUUGUAUCUCUAAAACGGAUGAUGAAACCGUGCAUUCUGUGUUCAAUGACAUGGUUUCUUCCGAUAGUGACAAUAGCUCACAGCUGCCCUCUCGAUGGACAUCGUUAGAGGCAGAUGCUAUGGAUGAAGAUAAUGCAGGCAGGAGUUCGAGUUUCAAGGAGCAAAGGCGGGCACACUAUGACGAAUUUCGUAAAGUAAGGGAGCUUAUGCGAAAGGGAUCCUUAGACGAAUCAUCAAAUGAUGAUGAUGAGAAAUUCUAUGUGGACUGUGAGACGCCAUCAUCGUUGGCUGUUUGUGUGGGAGAUAUAGACAUUGCAAACGUUGACGAUCUAUCUGAAAAAUCCUCAUCCCCGGUCAAGUAGCUCGAGUCAGUGGCUUAGCUCACUAUUGAAUUUAUCCAUGUUCUUAAGUUUCAAACUUGUGUUGUAAAAAUGAGUGUUUGAAAGUUGUUAUCUAUUGAAUUUUCAACUUUCACAAAACUUCCUUAUUUGCAUGUAAUCUUUGAUUCUAAUAAUCCCAAGU